AUCUUGGGUCAUAUCAUGGAGGAAGGCUAUGAACUCGAUCUUACCUACAUCACCGAGAGGAUCAUUGCUGUAUCCUUCCCAGCUAGUUGCUCUGAGGAAACAUAUCUACAUAAUUUGCAAGAUGUAACCCGAAUGCUAAAAUCCAAACAUGGAGAUAACUAUCUGGUAAUAAACCUCUCUGAAAAAAGAUAUGAUCUUACGAAGCUUAACCCAAAGAUUAUGGAUGUGGGUUGGCCUGACCUCCAUGCCCCUCCUCUUGAUAAGAUGUGCACCAUCUGUAAAGCCCAAGAGAACUGGUUAAACAGUGAUCCUCAGCACGUAGUGGUCAUUCACUGCAGGGGUGGAAAAGGACGGAUAGGAGUUGUCAUAUCAUCAUACAUGCAUUUCACCAAUGUUUCUGCCAGAUAUGUCCACUUCCUUAGUGGCCUUCUCUCAGGAUCUGUGAAAAUGAAUACCACACCACUUUUCCUGCACUUUGUAAUUCUUCAUGGCAUCCCCAACUUUGAUACUGGUGGAGUUUGCCGACCAUUUUUGAAGCUCUACCAAGCAAUGCAACCCGUCUAUACAUCAGGAAUCUACAAUGUUGGUCCAGAAAACCAAAGCAGAGUUUGCAUUGCCAUUGAACCAGCCCAGCUUCUAAAAGGAGACAUAAUGCUGAAAUGUUACCACAAAAAAUAUCGAUCUGCCACCCGCGAUGUCAUUUUUCGCCUACAAUUUCAUACAGGAGCCAUUCAGGGCUAUGGGCUUAUGUUUAGAAAGGAAGAUCUGGACGAUGCCAACAAAGAUGACCGUUUUCCCGAUUAUGGGAAGAUAGAAUUAGUCUUUUCUGCUACUCCUGAGAAAAUAAAAGGAUCUGAACACUUACAGAAUGACCAUGGAGUGGUUGUGGAUUACAACACUGUAGACCCAUUGAUCCGGUGGGAUUCUUAUGAAAAUAUGAGUCCUGAUGGGGAAGUAUUACAUACUCAAGGUCCCAUUGAUGGCAGCCUUUAUGCUAAAGUGAGAAAGAAGAGCAUAUCUGACAACAGCAUCCCUAGUGGAACUCAGGUUGUUCCAGUGACCAAUAGCCCUGAUCACAGUGACCAUACCCUAUCUGUUAGCAGUGAUUCAGGCCACUCCACUGCCUCAGUAAGGACAGACAAGACUGAAGAGCGCUCAGCUCCAGGCUCCAAAAGGGGUUUGAGUCCACAAGAAAAGGCAGAACUGGACCAGCUCCUCAGUGGGUUUGGAUUAGAAGACCCUGUAAGCUCCCCAAAGGAUAUGACUGAUGCUCGAAAUAAGUACAGUGGGACUCGUCACGUAGUACCAGCCCAGGUUCAUGUGAAUGGAGACUCCAAGCUGAAAGACAGAGAGACAGACAUCCUAGAUGAUGAGAUGCCCAACCAUGACUUACAUAGUGUGGACAGUAUUGGGACUUUAUCCUCUUCAGAAGGUCAACACUCCAGUCAUCUUGGAAACUUUACUUGUCACAAAAGUAGUCAAAAUUCUCUCUUAUCAGAUGGAUUUGGGAGCAACACUGGGGAAGACCACCAUAUUGCCCUUGCCCCUGACCUAGGCAUCGGUGUAGAUCCUCUGUAUGAGCGAUCAUUUGGAAAUGGUGAGCCCAAGCAGGUUCAGCAGCUCUUGAGGAACCCUACUGUAUCAGUUCAGACACCAACUUAUGGACAGGGCACCUAUUCUACUCAGACAUGGGUGCGCCAGCAACAAUUAGUUGCAGCACAUCAGUACAGCUAUGCAACAGAUAGUGAGGGGAGGUUUGCUAUCCACAAUUCUUCAGAGAAUUCAAACUAUGUUCCAGCCCAAUCCAGGGUCCCACUAACUCCCACGAGAGGGUCCAGCAGCAGGGAUGCUGUGCAGAGGGGUUUUGGUAAUAUACCAAAUCCCAAUGAAGUAUCCCAGCACUCUUACCAAGAAAGUUUCAAACCUAGGUCAACAACAGAGAAAGAGAUAAAUGGGAUUGACAUGGGAUUGAAUGCUGGAAUUUUACCUGGAUCUCCAACUCUGGAUAUUGAUCAAUCCAUUGAACAGCUGAAUAGGCUGAUCUUGGAAUUGGACCCAACAUUUGAGCCCAUCCCAACUCAUAUGAAUACCAUGGCAAAUCAAACAAAUGGAUCUGCAUCCCCUGACAACAAAGUAGGAGGAGGACUACGGGUAAAUCAUAGAUUUCUUGAGAAAGGAGACAGCAUAAGCAGGAAUUCCAGCCAACAUGGAUCUAGCCUGGAUGAUCCAUCUGGAGGGAGAAUCAGGAAAUUAAGCCUUGGCCAGUAUGACAACAGUGCGGGGCAGCCAUCAUAUACUGGAUGUGGAUGGGUAAAAGCUUCUACUUUGGAUCCAGUUCCAACUUUGGGAUCCUUUAUUACAUCAGGGGAAACGAAAGAGACAAUGGUAGCCAGUUAUCCUCAAGAACUUGAUGUGAUUGAUGGUGGAAUAUUCUCACCAACCAAAAAUGGGAAUGAAAUUGUGUCUCCUACUCCAGCUUUUCCUGUGUCUCCUGAGACACCAUAUGUGAAAACUCCUCCACAUUAUUCUCAGAUCAGUCCAUCAGAGCGUGGCCCAACCAAUUUGUACAAACCAGGAUAUGAACCUCGGAGUUACACUGAAGGCCUUAAUCACUCAGUGGUGAUGUCGGACAGCCCAAUUGGAACAAACCCUGGUCUGUUUCGGUCUGAGAGGCCAACAACCCCUUCUUGUCAACGGACUUUUCCAUCUGCCUGUACAACUUCAAGCAAAAGCCCUCUCCAGAGAGGCGAGAGCCCUUCCACAACAGAGCACCAAUGGCUAGAAAGCAGUCCCAAAUCUUCUCUUUCACCACAACUGUCAAUGAUGGGGAGCAGCCGACCCACAGGUUUCCUUGUGGGUUCAGAAUUUUCCAGUCCAGGACCAGAAUCUUCACUUUUGUCUCAUUUCCCACCUUCAGAGCUACAAGUUUCUAAUCUAAACAGUCAUGAAAACUCACCAGCAGAACAGUCUCAAGAAAUUCUGGCCAACCAAAGUGGCCGAGCCUUCCUAAACUUUGGUGUGCCUAGCAUUGGGAACAGCCUACAGCCUGAUGAGAAGCCUGGGACCUUACUGAAUAAUUCCAAUGGAGCUUCUAAGUCACCAAUUGCCCCAUUGGCAGGAGUUGUGGACAAUGGCUUCUUGUCCCAUAAUUUUCUCACAGUGGCCCCUGGACACAACAGUCAACACAGUCCAGUCCUACAGCAUGCAGGAUUAUCCCUGCAUUCACAACCACCCCUUCCUGAGAAGAAGAGGAUAUCUGAAGGAGAGCGUUCCUUUGGUUCUGUCUCUCCAUCUUCUAGUGGCUUCUCCAGCCCCCAUAGCGGGAGUACAAACAGCAUCCCUUUCCCAAAUGUCCUUCCAGACUUUGCUAAAGUUCUGGGCUCCUCACCCUUGCCAGAAAAUCCCACCGAUAAAGAUGUGACUGUGAAAUUUGUUCAAGACACAUCUAAGUUCUGGUACAAGGCAGAUAUUUCAAGAGAACAAGCUAUUGCCAUGCUGAAGGACAAAGAACCGGGUUCCUUCAUUGUUCGGGACAGCCACUCUUUCCGGGGAGCCUAUGGUCUGGCGAUGAAAGUUGCUACCCCUCCUCCUUCAGUUCUGCAACUUAAUAAAAAAGCUGGAGAUUUGGCCAAUGAACUUGUCAGGCACUUUUUGAUUGAGUGUACCUCUAAGGGAGUGCGAUUGAAAGGAUGCCCAAAUGAACCAUAUUUUGGGAGUUUGACAGCUUUGGUAUAUCAGCAUUCCAUUACUCCUCUGGCAUUGCCGUGCAAACUCCUCAUUCCAGACAGAGAUCCAUUAGAAGAAAUGGCAGAAAAUUCUCCACAAACGGCUGCAAAUUCUGCCGCUGAGCUGCUAAAACAGGGGGCAGCCUGCAAUGUUUGGUACUUAAAUUCCGUGGAAAUGGAGUCACUUACAGGUCAUCAAGCUGUACAGAAAGCCUUGAGCAUGACGUUGGUUCAAGAUCCUCCUCCCAUUUCUACAGUUGUCCACUUCAAAGUAUCUGCCCAGGGAAUUACACUGACUGACAAUCAGCGGAAACUUUUUUUCCGAAGACAUUAUCCAGUGAACACUGUCAUUUUUUGUGCUUUGGAUCCACAAGACAGGAAGUGGAUCAAAGAUGGCCCUUCAGCAAAAGUAUUUGGAUUUGUUGCAAGAAAACAAGGGAGUGCUACGGACAACAUAUGCCACCUGUUUGCUGAACACGAUCCUGAGCAGCCCGCCAGUGCCAUUGUGAACUUUGUAUCAAAGGUCAUGAUUGGUUCUCCCAAAAAGAUCUGAAGUCUCCCUCCACAGACAAGACUCCCGCUGCAGCUCAGUGGACAAGACCCCUUUACUCUUUGAUGCCAACAGGGAGAGAUGGUGUCCUUUUGAACAAUUCCUCCAAACAUCCUGAUCCCAAGAAGAAAAAAAAGAGUACCUUUUCUAGGUUUUUUUCUUCUUUGCUUCCCCCCCCCUCCCCCCUUUUCUUAUUUUAAAAGAAAAACUUCAAAAUCCUUGGCCCUUUCUGAAGAGGACGUUUUUGCAUCUUGAAACAUUCUCAGAGCCAAGUGCCAAGUUGUGUCAAAAAAAAAAAAAAAAAAGCAUUUUCUAGAACCUCUUCACCUCUCCAGAGUCCUCUUUUGGGAGAACUUUUGAAAGAAAAAAGUUCAUGUACCUUUCUUUCCUCAGCAUCUCUUGGGGGAACAAUGGAAUGAUUGCCGGGUUAUCUACUAUGUCACAUGAAUUUUAUGAAAUUCUUUAUGGACUAGAGCUACACGCGUGGCCUGCUGGAGACUCUGGUCCUGUCUGUAUCCACGGUAGCCACGACCCUCGCAAACUGAUGCUCUUUCAAAGGAUGAUGGGCCUCAUCUACAAUCAUUUGCUAUUCCCUUCAUCUUUCCAUAACCAAGACUAGAAUUGAACCGAGAGGGGGAAGUAUGUCUGAUGAAGGUUAGUGUAGGUUGAUUUUUUUUUCAGGGACCACGAAGACAGAUAAAAAUGCAGGGUUUACUGAGAUUUUAAGGUCUAAAUUUGGGAAUGAUUGAGGUCAUUGUGCUUUAUGAAAAGUUGGAGAUGCUGUUUUAAAAAUUAUAUGGUGAAGGCUUGAUGUGUUCUGUUUAAUGAAAAAAAUAUAUUUUGUAUGAAAAGUCAAGCAAGUAAGGAACCAUUUUAAUAAUAGCAGGAUAAAAAUGAGGGAAAAGCAAAAAAUGAUUUUAUAUAAUUUAUAUUUUUCCUAUGCCAGAUUAUUUAUAGUAGAAAUUUGAUAUCGCUAUAUUGUAUUAAUACUCUUUACUAGACACCUUGUUGAGUUUUGCAUUUUUCGUGUUACUUUAUCUAAGUGUAUCUACUGCAUGUGCCUUGCCUAGAAAAUGUGUCAAUAUUUUCUAAUGGUGUAGUUAUAACACAUCUUGUAUUUUGGAAAUACUGUUUUAACAGAAAGUCUUUUUGCAUAUUUGAAUUUGUUUUUUCAACAUUUUGUUCAUGAAGUUCACUUUUUUUGUGUGGUUUUUAUGCCUAAAUUCUUGAUUGUGGACAGAAUCACCUAAUGCAUCCAGAAGGGAAAAAGAUAAUUAUUUUGUUUAAUUCUUGCCUUGGCACAUGCUUGUUACGUUGGAUGUCAUUUGUAAGGAUAGAAACAAGAUGAUAUCAUAAAGGCUCUUUAUAAGCUCUCCUACAGAUCUUAUCACACUGCUGAGUGGUUUGCUUUGUAUUAAAGUGUGGCAUCUGAGAAUGAAGGUAAGAAAAGGGAUGAUAAAUAUGUACACUUUUUAAAUUCUCCUAUUAGCUGCUGUAUUAUAUGGGUACUUGUGUCUAUUUCUAUAUCUGAAUGGCUUUCCCAGCCAGUCUGCCAUUGGUCAAGUUCUGCUGGGACCAGUGAAAGAAGGUGGACGGAUGGUGGAUGCAACCCUAACUUCCUUCUCUGUAGUGCAUGAGGUGCCGAGUAAAUGCUCAGAGAACCCCUCAAAGCGUCCCCCCCCGAAUGUUUUCCUUGAUGAUAAUAUCCUUCUAUCCUUCCCCAAAUCAGAUAUCAGUGCUUAUUAUAUACAGGAAUUAUAGUGACCAAGUUAGGCUUUGAAAAUUUACUCUUUUAAAAAAGAGAUGGUUGUAAUGCAUGGGUCAGGGCAGCAAAAGGCAGGGAAGAAGAAGACAGCUCGAAGGCAGCUGGAAAUGCUUUGUAUAUAAAUCUAACAGGUAGAGAAUUCUGACUCCAUCCCCAGGACCAAGGGCGGGCGCUCAGGACCGUGCCAAAUGCUUUAUGAUUCUGUUACACGCUUAAUCUCAUCCUGUAGUAUUUGCAUCGCCAUUCACGAUUCUGCUCCAGCACCUGAGAGGAUUCCACGGACCUCGGGCAGAAUUUUUUGUCUCUAAGCCACUUCCAAAGAGCAUCCUGGCUGCUUGUCAUGAGAAGUCUGAGAAAGUGAAAGGGUGGCGAGGGCUUCCAGUGACCGAAUCUGCCAGGAGUGUUGUUCCUCUCCUGGAAAGGCACACAGAAGAAGAAAAAUAAACAUAUACACAAAAAGGGCUCGGUUCAUCACGUUCCCGUAAUUACGGGAAUGCCGUGGAAUUUGGGGCCGUCCUUUCCUGCCAAUGUAUGGUGACUUGGAAUUUUCAAGAUACUGUCACAGCAUUUGAUGCUCACAGGUAUUCAGGAAGCAUUGCCAGAGCCUGAAGGUUGCCAUUCAAAAACAAAAAACAAAAACAGAAAAAAAACCCAGCUCAUUUACUGGCAUGCUUGCUUUUUCAUUUUUAUUUUAUUUUUUGCUUUUUACACUUUGCUCUGUGUCAGAAAGAGCGUCAGAGAAAUUCAAUGGGAGCCGGACUCUUCUUGGCAAGGAAAAUUUUUAAGGUUCCAGGGAGAGUUCACACAGUGUGUUUCUCUUAAGAUAUGUUACCACGUGUAUUAGAAAUAUAUGAAAUCAUUUUAAAUACUCAAAAGCAAAAAAAGGUAAGAUGUAUUCAGUAGUUUAGAGUGUAGGCAGUCCCGCGGCAUUCCUUUUUGUGACAAAUGUACACCAUUCACACAACGUGCUUUCCCCCAGGGUGUUUUUAAGAUGUGUCUAUGCAGGACUCAAAAAAGAAAGGCCGGUGAACUCACAUUAGCUUUUUGCCACGUGUAUUUGGUAGCCAGUCGCCUAUUAAACCGCUUCUUAAAUUGUAUCCCUAUAAUCCUUCAGUGUUAUAAUAUGGACAUGCUAAAAAGCCAUGCUUAAUGAAAUGGUGCCAGUGUAUCCUUAGUAUCAUUGACAUGUUAACAUUUCCUUCUCUGCCUUAUCUAUUAGUGGAUAUUUUACCUUUGCUCCAUACUGUAAAAAAUAUAUUCAGUAUGUAAAUGAAUGUCCUAUAAAUUCUUUGUAUAGUCGAUUUCUCUGCUUUUUAAAUAUCACCUUUAUUCAGAGUAUAAUAAAAUUAUGAAUUUGUUAAGCCUC
Gracilinanus agilis (Agile Gracile Mouse Opossum) is the source of this 7406-nucleotide messenger RNA. It is a transcript of the gene TNS3, whose product is annotated as tensin 3. Lineage: Eukaryota; Metazoa; Chordata; Mammalia; Didelphimorphia; Didelphidae. The coding region runs from base 16 to 4278 and encodes 1420 amino acids. The record is from RefSeq and is a predicted model, not a curated record. Gene Ontology annotation, molecular function: protein binding. The transcript has 26 exons.